Molecule: messenger RNA, 1902 nt
Organism: Choloepus didactylus (southern two-toed sloth)
Lineage: Eukaryota; Metazoa; Chordata; Mammalia; Pilosa; Megalonychidae
Product: U4/U6 small nuclear ribonucleoprotein Prp3-like
Exons: 1
Coding region: 1-1902 (633 amino acids)
Biological process (GO): mRNA splicing, via spliceosome
Cellular component (GO): U4/U6 x U5 tri-snRNP complex
Source: RefSeq, a predicted model, not a curated record
AUGGAGGACUUGGAACCCCAGCGCAAGCGGGCUCGCUCAGACCAGGCGACUACAGGAACCAGUGGCUCCCAGGCGGAGGAUGAAUUUGAGGAGGACUCCGUGCCCUCGGUGCCCUUGCGGCAGCCCCGGCCACCGCUGCUCCAGAAGCUGCUGCAGCGGCUCAGUAAGGGGGCCACGAAAGGGGAUAGAGGCGGCGAGCCCCGCGGAGACGAGGAUGACAUCGCACUUCGCCCUCGCUCCAACCUCAGGCUCCUGUUUCAGCGCCAGCACCUCACAGAGAAGGCCGAAACCCCCAAAGCCACAGUAAAUGAAGAGAGGAGAAAACAGCUGAUCCUCUUCAGCCCCCCUAGGCCUCAGCCAGAGACUCCUCCUUCCCCUCCACCAGAGCGACUUCCGAUCGGCAGCAAUCUGCAGCCCUCUCAGGCCGCCACUUCCGUGAAGGAUGCCUUUGAGAAGGCAAGGAAGGCAGCUGGGCUACAAGCCCGCAUCCAAGCCCGGUUGGCGCUGAUGCCAGGACUCACUGGCGAUACCGGUAUGCCGGGCCUGGCCGGUCUCCGUGCCAUGGGCCUUGCACGCCCCAGGGUGGCGUUCAAAGAGCAAACUAAACCGACACCACUGAUCCUGGAUGACCAGGGUCGCACUGUAGAUGCAACGGGCAAGGAGAUCGAGCUGACUCGCCGCAUGCCUACUCUGAAGGCCAAUAUCCGUGCUGUGAAAGGGGAACAGUUCAGGCAACGGCUAGCGGAAAAGCCAUCAGAAGACACGGGGUCCAAUACCUUUUUUGACCCCCGAGUCUCAACUGCCCCUUCCCGGCGCUGGAGACGCACUUUCAAAUUUCACCACAAGGGCGAAUUUGGGAGGACUGCCCAACGAUUACGGACAAAAGCUCAACUGGAGAAACUGCAGGCAGAGAUUUCAGAGGCAGCUCGAAGAACAGGCCUCCACACUUCAACCGAACCGGCCCUCCUUGCUCCGAAGAAGGAGCUAAAGGAAGGUGAUAUCCCUGGAAUGGAGUGGUGGGACUCUUACAUCGUCCCCAAUGGUUUUGCCCUGACAGAGGAAAAUCCCGAGAGGGGAGAUUAUUUCGGAAUCAGCAAUCUUGUGGAGCAUCCAGCCCAGCUCAAUCCUCCGGUCCACAGGGAGCCUCCCCUUACUCUGGGGGUCUAUCUCACCGAGAAGGAAAGGAAGAAACUUCGGAGGCAAACCAGGAGCGAAGCACAGAAGGAACUACGAGAGAAAGUCAGGCUGGGCCUGAUGCCUCCUCCAGAACCCAAAGCGAGACUUUCCAACUUCAUGUGGGUUUUAGGAGCGGCGGCUGCUCAGGACCCCACGAGGCUGGAAGCCCAGGUCAGAGCUCAGAUGGCAAAAAGACAGAGCGCGCAUGAAGAGGCCAACGCUGCCCGAAGACUCACAGCAGAACAGAGAAGGGUCAAGAAAAUUAAAAAGCUGAAAGAAGACAUUUCAGAGGGGGCACACGUAUCUGUAUAUCGCGUUCAAAAUUUGAGCGAUCCAGCAAAGAAGUUCAAGAUUGAGGCCAAUGCUGGGCAGCUGUACCUGACAGGGGUGGUGGUGCUGCACAGGGAUGUCAACGUGGUAGUGGUGGAAGGGGGCCCCCAGGCCCAGAUGAAAUUUAAGCGUCUCAUGCUGCAUCGGAUACACUGGGAUGAACAGACUUCUAACACGCAGGGAGAGGAGGAGGGGGAAUCUGAUGAGGAAGCGGUGAAGAAAACCAACAAGUGUGUACUAGUCUGGGAGGGGACAGCGAAAGAUCGGAGCUUUGGGCAGAUGAAAUGCAAACAGUGCCCUACAGAGAACAUGGCUCGGGAGCAUUUCAAGAAGCACGGGGCCGAACACUACUGGGACCUGGCGCUGAGCGAGUCUGUGUGGGAGACCACCGACUGA